AUGCCGCAACUUGCUCAGCUCGCAACGGAUAGUCAUCUUGUUGCUUUUCUGGCCAUCAAUCUGUUCAACUCCGCGAUUGUCAUGGCGGUGUUGGCUUUGACUGAUCCAUUGUCCGACAGAGCACAAGAAGUGAAACGAAGCAUCACCCGGAUCUUUCGAUUGCAGGAACUACUGGGAAAGAAGACUGAGCUUUCCAUGCAAAGUAAUGUCGUUCUCAAGGAUGUCAUCCAGAUGCUAUUACAGCGCGAAUCGGAUGCUAUGCUUCAACCUGUCCUUGGUGGUGACAGGCCUGUUGCUAGCGGCGAAAGCUCCGCACAAAUUGUUUCGGAGGCACCACUAAUGUCCGUCGAAGACACCCUUCGACUACCAAUGCACUUACCCAUGAGCAACACGAAUGUCCGACCAGAUCAAGGCCAAGCUCCAACAGACAAGACAUUACGCUUGAAUGAGAGCCUUGCAUCGCUCCAACGAGAAGGACCGAUCAUUGAUCCCAACAUGCCCCUGUAUGAACCCCAACACGGUCACAGUGGUCCUGGUCAGGUCUUCUCAGAACCAGACACCUGGUUCAAUCCCGAUCUACAUGGACUUGGCGAUGAAUCCAGCUGGGCGGAUGAAGGCUACGACAUUACUGGGAACGGACUCUAUUGGUUCUGGAACUCUGCCUGGUCUGAAUCGCGCCCGUCAUGA
Molecule: messenger RNA, 687 nt
Organism: Parastagonospora nodorum SN15
Lineage: Eukaryota; Fungi; Ascomycota; Dothideomycetes; Pleosporales; Phaeosphaeriaceae
Exons: 2
Coding region: 1-687 (228 amino acids)
Source: RefSeq, a predicted model, not a curated record